UAGUUUGCUUGGAAUGUGGGUGAACUAGAGAUGCAAACCAAAACCAAACCGGACAGAAGAGGCCAGAGGCAUCAUACGCAUGUAACUUCCACGGCAAUCAAUCCUGGGUGUGCUCUCACCACCGCCUGAAAGCGUCCGUCCACCGCGGCCGCACCUCUGCUCCCCGGACGGACGAGACGCCCCACCUCACUCACCUCUCUGACUGACCCAUUCCUCAAGAAAGCCGGGGAAAAGAGGUUGGGGAAAACGAGAGGCCUUGCCGCCUGGGCGCUCUCUCACGCUCAAGCACGCGGGGCGACGCACCAACCCGACGAAAAGAAAGAACUCUGCGGGCGGCAUUGUGUUUUUCAGGCGCCGCACCUAACCUUCUUUCCCCGGCCGGUGGUUUGUUUCAUGGUGCGGCGCGGGGCAGGGCGGGUGGGCGUGCUGUUUGGUGGCGGACAGGUGAGGUGAGGGAUGGCCGCCGGCGCCAGGGUGCCUGACCUCGGCUCCGACUUCGCCCAGAAGAUGCUGCACGACCUCCGCCGACGCCGCGAGAGGCUCGGCUUCUCGGGCUCGCCGUCGGCGCAGCAGCAGCGCGCGACAUCGUCCAACGCCGCCGCCGCGUCUCGGGAUGCUUGCUCAAAUUCUCAGAAACCGUCUCCAAGCCAGAGGCCGCAGCAGGCAGCAGCUGCCCCUCGAUCGACUAGACCAGAAGCAACGACGGCACCGAGAUCAUCACACCAGCAACAGCCCAGCACCAGCAAUGCCGUCGCCAGCGCCGCCAGGCCACGGCGAGGGCGCCCUGUCGCCGCCGACGCCGACGCGCGCGCCAUCGUUCCGUUCCAAGGAGGCAGCGCAGGGGACCGCAAGACGGAGCAUGCCGUCGUCGCGAGCAGCGUCGACGUGCAGAUGGCCGCGCUGGCCCUCGCGCUCAGCGACGGCGGGAAGCUCCGGAACAUGGAGGUCGUGGCGCGCAACGGCUCCGUCUUCUUCCGGCAGCCGGACACGGCCCGUCCAGGCGGCGGCGGCGGCGGCUACCUCCUGCCGCCGCCGCCUUCCGGAGGAGGUACAGGCACGCACGCCGGCGAGGUGGCGGUCGGGGUGCAGGACCUGAACGACAUGCUCAUGGCGGCCUACUCCUCGGGCGGGAGGAGGAGGCCCGACGACGAGGCCCGGAAGAAGCUCUUCAGAGGGUCCAUGGACAUGGAGGAGGCGCUGAGCAUGCUGGUCAUGCUCCAGGACGCCUCCAGGUACAUGGAAGGGUCGGGGAGCGGGCUCAAGGGCAAGGAGAACCGCAAGAGCUCGCCGGCGACGCGCUCCGCGAGGAUCGAGGAGAUCGUUGACGAGGAUUCAGAUGCCGAGCAGGCCAAGCAUGCUUCCAUGCAGAUGGUUGUCCACGACAAAUUUCAGAGCCAUCAGAGUACAGACAGCAGCUCACUCAUUCAGUCUGGUUCAAGCGGUUCCAAGAUCAACAGUGCUUCUGAAGGUGAAAAGGAUGGCUCGAAGGUGAGGAUGCCGAGUGUGAUCGCCAAGCUGAUGGGGCUGGAGAAUCUGCCUUCGUCGACGUCGACGACAACGAAGACCGUCGCAGAGCGCAAGGGGACGGAGAGGUUUGUGAAACCUGGAGCUGUGCCAAGAAUGGAGAUCAAAGCAGAUGCGAUGAACCGCAAACUGCCGAUACGGAUCAUAGCUUCAGAGAAGGGUCAGCACAAGAUUGUGUUGGCAGGGGAGUGGAAGAACAGCCUGACAAACUUUGGAGAGUCUGAAAUGGGUGCUGCUGCACUGUCAAACAGUUCAUCACACCCUGCACCUGGUAAUAAUAGCAGGCAAGGAAGGCUAACCAUGAGAGAAGUGCUGAGAAAGAUGGUAGCUGAUGAGAGGAUCAUCCAUGAGGACAAGACGGCUGCCGAAGAAAUCAAACUGCAGAACUCUGUCGACGUCGGGUGCCGCGCCGACUCGGGCAAGAGGAUGGAUUUUCUGAAAAGAUUCAGGAAGAAUUCAGACAACAGGCCUGUUAAGGAGGAGAAGCACACUGCUCAGGUCAAGAGUGCAGAAGUUGAAAAGAAGCAGGCCACGGGCAUGAGACGGUUGCUGGGGAGAGACGGCGAGGCAAAAUCGAGGAAGGCGAGGGAGAAGGUUAACAAGGAGAACCUUGCCAGUGCAGAAGCCAAGGCUGCAGGGAAGAAUGGGAAGACAGAUCAGGUCAAACAUCAAGCACAAAGUAAACAUGUAGACAGACAAAGCAAGCCGAGGAAACCGCAGAAUCGUCGGGAAAUGCAGAGCGAAACGCCUAGUCGGAAGUUGGAAAACAAGAAGAAGUCACCGAUGCCAGAAGCAGGGCAUAUGAAAAAGAAGCCUGAGUAUACUGUAGUGACACACACACAACAGGAGAGUGAAGAACAUGCAAAAAAGAAUGAUACUAUCAGUUCUACCAAACCAGCAGAUAGUGCACGCGGCGAAGACGGUAUGUCGGAACCAUUGGCAAUGGUAGUGAGAAGUGGCACCGCAGCUGGAGCAGCUUCCUUGGACCAACCUGCACAGAAUAAAACUGAAGGAUCUGGCAAACCAGCAGAUAGCACACAUGGUGAAGACGGUUUGUCAGAGCCAUUGGCAAUAGUAGUGAGAGAUAGCAGCACAGCUGGAGAAGCUUCCUUGGACCAACCUUUGCAGGAAGUAACUGAAGGAAGUUGUGAUCCUACUCCUACAAUUCCUGUACAGACUGUUGUUAUGCAGGCAAGUGAGGAUUUGGAGCUCUUGGAUGAGAGUGCGAUUGCUCAGAUAAAUGAUGAAAGGAUCAACCCCACACCUAGCGAGAGUACAAAGAUACCUGAAAUAUUUGCCGAGGAAGAACAGCAGCAGCAACAAAUGAUAGUGAAAGAGCAACUAACGGAUGGUACCCACAUUCUAGGAACUGAAGGAACUAGUGAUCCUACUCUUACAACUCCUGCACACAAUGUUGUACAGGCAAGCGAGGAUUUGAAGUUCUUGGAUCAGAGUGCAAUUGCUGAGAUAAAUGAUGAAAGGAUCAACCCCACACCUAGUGAGAGUACACAGAUACCUGAAACAUUCACCGAGGAAGAACAACAUCAACAGCAGCAGCAGCAAAUGAUAGUGAAAGAGCAACUAACCGAGGAUUUGAAGUUAUUGGAUCAGAGUGCGAUUCCUGAGACAAACGAUGAAUGGAUCAACCACACACCUAGUGAGGGCACACAAAUGCCUGAAACAUUUGCCGAGGAAGAACAACAGCAGCAACAACAAGAACAAGAACAACAAACGAUAGUGACACCGGAAGCAUUUACCGAGGAGGAAGAACAGCAGCAACAAAUGAUAGUGAAAGAGCAACUAACUGAAGGCUCUGACGAUCAUACCACAGCGUCCAUCAGUUCUGAAAAAUUGCAGGACCAGAAGACGCAUGUCAUUACAUGCGAUUCUUUGACAGAGAACCAGCUCCUGCUCAUGAGACUGCUGGUGAAGGAUCGGUACUUGCUGGAAACCGCAAAGGCGAUCGUCAGAGUCGAUGCUCCCGUCAGUUUCAUGGACGACGACGACGGCGCGCGGAACUGGUCGGACAAGGGCAACGAUCUCCUCUCCGACGUUGCCCGGGAGGUGACCAGAAGGAAAGGCAAACGGAGCGAGGCCAUGGAGGAGGUCAGCGUGGCGCGCACCGCCAACCUGAGGCUGCGUUACCUCGACGAUCUCGUCAGAGAGCUGGACGGUGACGUUGAGAGCCUGGACAUGUCCAAGCGCAAGAGAACUCAGCAGCACGGCGACAAUCGCGCGGCCGAAAAUCUGCGCAGGAUACUUGAGAGUGACAUUCAGAAUGAUCACCCCGACGCCAACUCGACGUGGGAUUUCGGGUGGAACCGCGUGUGGGAGCUGCCGUUGGAGAAGGGCGACGUCGUGAGGGAUCUGGAGAAGAACAUACUGGGCGGCAUCAUCACCGACGUGGCGAGGGAUCUCAUCGGGGUAUCGGUGCGACAUGGCUGUUGUCCCUGCGUGGCUUGAGUGGAGCUGAGGAGUGCUGCACCUGCACAGCCGCGCAGGAGAGAAAACUUUUAGAGUGAUUGUGGUCACUAGGUUAGGCUAAUUUUUUGAUCUGUACCACGUUUAUUCGCUGUAAAUAACUUCUGUGAGGUUUCUCUAUAUUAAGGAAAUGUGUGUGUUCGGUGUUCCCUUC
Molecule: messenger RNA, 4159 nt
Organism: Triticum aestivum (bread wheat)
Lineage: Eukaryota; Viridiplantae; Streptophyta; Magnoliopsida; Poales; Poaceae
Product: FK506-binding protein 5
Exons: 7
Coding region: 457-3987 (1176 amino acids)
Source: RefSeq, a predicted model, not a curated record